AUGCAAAGCAACCAGACCUGCUCCAAUCACAAUAUAACGUUCAAAAACAGCCUUUACGCAACCACUUACACCAUCAUCUUCAUCCCCGGCCUCCUGGCAAACAGCGCAGCCCUGUGGGUCUUGUGCCGCUUCAUCAGCAAGAAGAACAAAGCCGUCAUCUUCAUGAUCAACCUGGCCAUGGCAGACCUGGCUCACGUCCUCUCGCUGCCACUGCGAAUAUACUAUUAUAUUAACUCCACGUGGCCUUUUGGGAGAUUCCUUUGCUUACUGUGUUUCUACCUGAAGUACCUCAACAUGUAUGCCAGCAUUUGUUUCCUCACCUGCAUCAGCAUUCAGAGGUAUUUCUUCCUGUAUCAGCCGUUCAAAGCCAAGGACUGGAAGCGGCGGUACGACGUAGCCAUCAGCGCUGUGGUGUGGCUCUUUGUUGGGGCGGCAUGCUUGCCAUUCCCCAUCAUGCGGAGCUACGGCCUGGCCAAAACCACAAAUACCUGCUUUGCAGACCUCCAAGUCUGGCAGAUCGACAGCAAGGUGGCCACCGUGGUGAUGACAGGCACGGCGGAGCUCUUCGGUUUCAUUGGCCCGCUCAUCAUUAUUUUACUCUGUACUUGGAAAACAAAAGACUCUCUUCGGGGCUUCCAGAUACCGCUGCAAAACAGCAGUGAGAGGAGGAAGGCUUUAAGGAUGGUUUCUAUGUGUGCCAUUGUGUUCUGCGUGUGUUUUGCACCCUACCACAUCAACUUCUUUUUCUACAUGUUGGUGAAAGAACAUGUCAUUACAGACUGCUUCCUGAGUGCCAUCACGCUCUACACCCAACCCUUUUGCUUAAGUCUUGCAAGUCUGGACUGCUGUUUGGAUCCAAUUCUGUAUUUCUUUAUGACUUCAGAGUUCCAGGACCAGAUAUCAAGGCACAGCAGCAUGGUCAUCAGGAGUCGGCUCAUGAGCAAAGAGAGUGCCUCAUCAAUUAAGGAAUGACAAGAAAGCCAGCUUAAAAGAAUGAAGAUAUUUCAUAUGGAAUCUGGGACUGUUCUGUGA
Molecule: messenger RNA, 1032 nt
Organism: Phaethon lepturus (White-tailed tropicbird)
Lineage: Eukaryota; Metazoa; Chordata; Aves; Phaethontiformes; Phaethontidae
Product: putative P2Y purinoceptor 10
Exons: 1
Biological process (GO): positive regulation of Rho protein signal transduction; phospholipase C-activating G protein-coupled receptor signaling pathway
Cellular component (GO): membrane
Molecular function (GO): G protein-coupled receptor activity
Source: RefSeq, a predicted model, not a curated record